Vicugna pacos (alpaca) is the source of this 1649-nucleotide messenger RNA. The record is from RefSeq and is a predicted model, not a curated record. Lineage: Eukaryota; Metazoa; Chordata; Mammalia; Artiodactyla; Camelidae.
CGCCCCCAUCAUAGUUGGUAACAGCACGGGGGGCAGGAGUGGAGACAUGGCACCCUGGCCAGACCCACAUCUAAGUGGAGUCCCCAGGGGAGCCCUGCCAAUGGCAACUCCCAGCCCAGGGGUACUCCCUGGCCUCUGCUGGUGCUCCAGCCUGAGAGACCAGCCGUGGAGAGUCCUGACUGGAGCCUUGGCCCAGCCCAGUGUCUGAAUCACAAAGUCAUCCCAAGACCAAGUCAAUCAGAAGAAAAUGUGAGUGCCUGAGAAUUGGCGGUGGGGAGACAGCCAGCAGGUGUGGACAAGGGAGAUGGACAGUAGGUACAAGAGCUGCAGGACUCAUCUUCUUCAGCCAUGUGCUUGGCCAAGGACGGGACUCAUCACCACCAUGGAGGGGAGGCCUGUAGCUUCUCCACCAGGAGAUGCCAAGUCAGAGGCCCUGAACACUCACCAUUUUCCCAACAAUGGGAUUCCACUGAAGACACUGCUGGACAGAAGGAAGCAGGAAUAACACCCAGCACUUCUGGCUCAGGUGCUCUCUUCCUGAAGGACUUCCCUUGGGCAGCUGCUCAGACUUCACUCUUGCUUCUUCUGGGGCUUCUCCUGCUGGCUGCUCUUGGUUUUAUCUGGAAACUUCACCGGGAGAAAGCGCGAGAAUGUUGGACCAAAGAAAAACUCCAAAGAGAACUCUGCUGGAGGAAAGCCCAGAAGGUGGAUGACUGGAGAAAAGCUCGGUCCCAUGCUGCUCACGUGACUCUGGAUCCAGACACUGCCUACCCUGAACUCUUUCUGUCUGAAGAUCACCGGAGUGUGAGGCGGAGAAAUACGUGGCAGGAUCUCCCCGAGAGAACUGGAAGGUUUUUUUUUGACCCUUGUGUGCUGGGUCAUGAGUCCUUCUCUUCGGGGAGACACUACUGGGAGGUGGACGUGGGUGACAGGACUUACUGGGAGCUGGGGGUUUGUGAGGAAAACGUGGAAAGGACAUGGGGAAUCACAAAGUCGCCUCAGAAUGGAUUUUGGGCCAUGGAACUCUAUGCUAAUAAGUAUCAAGCCCUCACCUCCCCUCGGACCGCCCUCCCCCUGGGCGAGCCCCUGAGCCGGGUGGGGAUCUUCGUGGACUAUGAGGCUGGGGAUGUCUCCUUCUAUAGUGGGGCUGACGGGUCCCACAUCUACACUUUCCCCCAGGCCUCCUUCUCUGGGCCCCUAAGGCCUUUCUUCUGCCUCUGGUUCUAUCACCCAACCCCUCUGACCAUCUGCCACUGAGGCCAUCUGUCCCCAGACUUUCUCUCAGUUGAAUGUCCAGGGGAGAACUCAGCACUGGGGUGGAGGAGCUGCUUCUGAGGACAAGGGCCCAGGGCUCCAGCCAAGCCAGCAGUGAAGGCUGAGCCCCUCUGAUCUUUGCUGUAGAUAAAGGCUGGGGACAGUUUAUAAUUCUCCAGGGCUAAGUGGCGCAGAGGACCAAGAAAGGCAAUGUGACCCUACAGAAUCUUGUCAAGAGGGCCUGUCUGCUGUUGCCAUCCCAGCUGGAAUGAGAAAAAGAAACCCCAAAGAAAGCAGAGACGAGAUACUGAUAGAAAGACUAGCAGGGCGAAGAGUGACCUAUGAAAUUGAGCUCCCGUAGGAAAGAAAAGAAAGGAAAAGAAGGAAAAGAAAAG